Populus euphratica (Euphrates poplar) is the source of this 1633-nucleotide messenger RNA. Its product is annotated as KNR4/SMI1 homolog. The transcript has 2 exons. NCBI's taxonomy places the organism in Eukaryota, Viridiplantae, Streptophyta, Magnoliopsida, Malpighiales, Salicaceae. The record is from RefSeq and is a predicted model, not a curated record. Bases 257 to 1450 code for a protein of 397 amino acids.
CAAUCACCCUCUGCAAAACUUCUUUAUUCUACCAUUCCCGAUAAAUCGUGCACAGAAACCAAAACAAAAGAUGUUUCCUAUCCUUCAAUUCUUCUUUAAAGGUACUACACUAUAAUUUAUACUAAGGUUUUUUUUAAUUCAGUCAAACACUGCUCCUGCACAUACACGGAUUGGGGUAUUUUUCUUGAUUUAAUUGUCUCAGGAGCUGUUCUUGCUUGUCAUUUCUAGCAUCUUUAAAAUUUGUAACUGAUUUUUGAUGGAGGGUAGAUACAGCAAUGGCGGCGGCGGAGGCGAUGACGGCAGUCGCAAGAGAAUAACUCUGUUGGAUGCAAUUGAAAAUAGUAGAGAUAGAAGGACCCUUGAGACAAUAUUUAGCAUGGAAAAACAUCUGGGUCAGGCAAAUCGGACACUACUGGAUAUAAUCCGAGAUGAAGAGAGCGGGUCGUUAUUUGGACACAAAGACAAGAAGAGCUGGAAAGCUUUCAGAGACAAGCUCCGUUUGAAGCGUGCCGGUUCUGCUUGGACAUCUUCGGUUCAUACUCCAGCUUCGGAUAUCCCCAUCCCAGUGGAAAACAGGUUUCGCAAUUCUAAUAUUAAUAACGCUUCCUCCAGGUCUUUGAUGACACGCCGUAAUUCGGUGCGUUUCACCACCGUCUCGGCUGUUAUAUCGCCUGAGUUGGAGGAAUCGGAUGAUAACUCGGGGAUGAGUCCGAGCUUGAGGCCGCAAAUGACUCGCCGGAGCUCAACUCGGUUUGGUUCAGCUAUGCUGCAGGUUCAGUCUGAGUCAACUCAUUCUGGUGACCCGGAUGUGAACAUUCACGCUGUGGAAGAUGGCCGGCCUUCUCGGGGUUUUAGACCGCAAAUCUCGCGGCACAAUUCGACUCGGUUCCCGGUUGUCGAUUCAACCCAGUCGGAUGAGAAUGAUUUAGAUCCGGCGGCACGUGAGGGCACGAUACGCCUGGGUACUGCAUUGGCAGAGGAGAGACUGUUGUCGGCGAGGGAGGCAGUGGCAGCACAGGAGGCUGCAGAAGCAGCUGCACAGGAGGAAGCUGCAGCUACGGCAGCAGCCGAACAAGAGGCCGAGGAAGGGGCAAUGCCCAUGCCCGGGAGUACGGAGACGCAGGAGCCGGUGAGGAUGUCAUUGAUGGAUUUGUUAGAGGAGACAGAUAGGCAGAUGGGGUUUGAGGGGUCUAGAUAUACAAUGGGGGAUCUUGAGGCAUGUGGUGAUGAUGAUGAUGAAGAUGAGGAGGAGGAGGACGGUGGUGAAGAGGGUGACGGUGUUAUUGGUAUAGAGUAUACUUGCUGCGUGUGCAUGGUUAGGCAUAAAGGUGCAGCCUUUAUUCCUUGUGGGCAUACAUUUUGCAGGCUGUGUUCAAGAGAGCUUUGGGUUCAAAGGGGUAAUUGCCCUCUAUGCAACGGUUUCAUCUUGGAGAUUCUUGAUAUAUUUUGAGGACUCAAGACACAUUCAUAGUUCGAGCAUCCAUAACAUUUCCCAGAACGGAACCACCGCAGACAAGCAAGUGCCGCAUCUCAUAAAGCUUCAAAUUGAUGCCAUCCAAAUGUUUAGAUUACUUGUAAACUUCCGAUGCUGGGUGUUGGUUUACUUUUUGUAAAAUGAGAUGAGAUGAGAUGG